Serinus canaria (Common canary) is the source of this 4393-nucleotide messenger RNA. It is a transcript of the gene CREB1, whose product is annotated as cAMP responsive element binding protein 1. Bases 367 to 1350 code for a protein of 327 amino acids. Gene Ontology annotation, biological process: regulation of transcription by RNA polymerase II. Gene Ontology annotation, molecular function: protein binding; cAMP response element binding; DNA-binding transcription factor activity, RNA polymerase II-specific. Gene Ontology annotation, cellular component: ATF4-CREB1 transcription factor complex; nucleus. NCBI's taxonomy places the organism in Eukaryota, Metazoa, Chordata, Aves, Passeriformes, Fringillidae. The transcript is spliced from 9 exons. The record is from RefSeq and is a predicted model, not a curated record.
CGCCGCCUGGCGGGCGCUCGGCGCUUUCCGUGAGCGCUCGGCGGUUUCCGUGCGGGGCCGGGCGCGCUCGGCGCUUGCUCCCUGGCUGGCGCUCCUCAGUCGGCCGCUGCCUGCCUGUCGCCGGGCUGGGAGCGCCUGUGUGUGUGAGUGACGCGGCGGAGGUGUAGUUUGACGCGGUGUGUUACGUGGGGGAGAGAAUAAAACUGCGGCGAGAUCCCAGGCGCGAACGAAAGCAGUGACGGAGCAGCCUGGUAACCGUCUGCCAGCUGCUGAAUGGAGUUCAUGAAGUGGCUGUUGAGCUGUGGCUAAAAGGGCUGCUGCUCUGCAAGGUGACAGUGGAAAUGUUUGCAGAUUGCAGGUAACUAAAUGACCAUGGAAUCUGGAGCAGAGAACCAGCAGAGUGGAGAUGCAGCCGGUACAGAGGCAGAAACCCAACAGAUGACAGUACAGGCACAACCACAGAUUGCAACGUUAGCCCAGGUAUCUAUGCCAGCAGCUCAUGCAACAUCUUCUGCACCCACGGUGACCUUAGUUCAGCUGCCCAAUGGGCAGACGGUUCAAGUGCAUGGAGUAAUUCAGGCUGCCCAGCCAUCAGUUAUUCAGUCUCCACAGGUCCAGACAGUUCAGAUCUCCACUAUAGCAGAAAGUGAAGAUUCACAGGAAUCAGUAGACAGUGUCACAGACUCACAGAAACGAAGAGAAAUUCUGUCCAGACGACCCUCCUACAGAAAAAUUUUGAAUGACUUGUCCUCAGACGCCCCAGGAGUGCCAAGGAUCGAAGAAGAAAAGUCGGAAGAGGAAACAGCAGCACCUGCCAUCGCCACUGUCACGGUGCCAACUCCCAUUUACCAAACCAGCAGUGGGCAGUACAUUGCCAUCACCCAAGGAGGAGCAAUCCAGUUGUCUAACAAUGGCACAGAUGGAGUACAAGGUCUCCAGACGUUGACGAUGACCAAUGCAGCUGCGACCCAACCUGGCACCACCAUUUUACAAUAUGCACAGACCACAGAUGGACAGCAGAUACUCGUACCCAGCAACCAAGUUGUUGUACAAGCUGCCUCAGGAGACGUGCAGACCUACCAGAUCCGCACGGCCCCGACCAGCACCAUUGCACCGGGAGUGGUGAUGGCGUCCUCGCCUGCGCUGCCCACCCAGCCGGCGGAGGAGGCUGCGCGCAAGAGGGAAGUGCGUCUGAUGAAGAACAGGCACGCAGCACGUGAAUGUCGCAGGAAGAAAAAGGAGUAUGUGAAAUGUCUAGAAAAUCGAGUGGCUGUGCUUGAAAACCAAAACAAGACACUGAUUGAGGAGUUGAAAGCACUUAAGGACCUUUACUGCCACAAAUCAGAUUAAUUUUGGAUUCUCAUUUUCACUUGUCCAGGUGGGAUAGAGACUGGUUCUGGUUAUACCCAGAAAGACAAAGUAAACUUUUUAUUUUCUAAACAUUUCUUUUUUUCUAUGCGCAAAACUGCCUGAAGCAACUACAGAAUAUACUUCAUCUGUGCUUUGCAUCAAACUGUGAAUGUUCAAGUACUUGCCUCCACUUCUCCCCUUACAAGAUGAAUUUCAUCAUCAGUCUCAGCGUGAAGAACAGGCUUCUCUCUCGUCUCCCAAUCUUCUUCAAGGAGUAGCAGUGGUCGCUUGGGAAGUUACCCUGGGGAGGGUCCUUUUGUAAAGAUGUCAAGAAUUUGUGCUGAGCUCUUUCCAUUGCCUUAGAGACAGAGCCACCCCAGCCUCUUGGUCCAGAGAGCGGUGGGCCGCAGAGGUGGAGCAUGCAUGGUGCAAUGAAGAAGCAGUGGUUGCCACACUGGUUUCACCCGUUCGUGCUGGGCUGUGCCGAUGCGCGGCUGAGCAGCACGCCAGACCGAGGGCGCUUCGCUGCCACGCUCCUGGUGUGCAGAGAGCAGACCUUCUUCACACUAGCCCAGGAGGGGGGUUGGUCUGCAAUCUCUGUUAAGCCCUCCUGGACUAGUAAAACCUUCUCCAUACCUGAGAAACAAAUGCAUUGCAAUGAGCUUCACUGCUCAGUUGUUGAUUCUCAUAGUUUAUGUGUGCAAGUGCGUUCGGUGUUCUGAAUGCACAGAAAACAGACACCAGCUUCAUAGGAUAUACAUUGGGAAAUUAUAUUUGGAUGGGAAAGAAAAUUGUAAAAAAAAGAUGCAGUUGUGAUGUUCUGUAAACAGGGGUAACACAUUAAAGCACUACCUAUUUGUGUGCAGAACAACUAAGCAGUUGAAGCAUAGCCAACUCCACUGAAGUACUCCCUGAAGAGAGUAUGGUCUGUGUCGCAAGUCCUCUCGAGCAAUGAGGUUGUUUUUAUUUCCCUACCACUAUCUUAUGCGAUGGAAAUUAUUGUACUCAAUAGAAAUAUCAGCCUGGUUUGCUAAAUUCUUUUUUGAACUUUGAGGCUGCCUUCUAUACAUAAAUUAAAUUUCAGGAUAACAACUACUAGGACAACCUCAAAUAUUCAAGAGGACUUCAAACACAAAUAUUCCAACUCCUGCUUUGAAAGGGAAAACACUGAUUAUUUGAACCUGGCCAGAUUAACUAAACUCUUAAUUUGUCUGGGUUAUUUUUUCAUGUAAAGGGUCAGAUUUACUGAGUAAUCUAUUCCUGCAGCGAAAAUUACUUGCGUGCCUCAGAUGUUUGCAAGAUCAGGUUUUUUUCUGUGCACUGAGGAACUGUGGUCUUUCCCAGAUUUAUGGUGUUAAAAAAGGUAAUUCAUAUUUUUUAAAAAUUCUGUAUUAAGCAUUAGGACUUCAAAAGAAUCAUGCUGAAAAAGAACAUCCAGAAGUUGUCAAAAAGAAUGUGUCCAGAAGAAUCAUGUGUGGUUUGUGUACUGGCCCUCUGAAGCCAGUCUCUCACUGUGUUAACUCGGGUCAUUUGAUGGAGUAAGUUUACUUUGGGCUUCUGGUCAAACUUUUAUGUAUAGAAAUGUAUGGAUAAGGCUCUGGUCUAUACCAAUGCCUUGCCUAGCAGAGUAUUAGCUAAUAUUUUUUCCCAUUCACUCUAUAUCUUUUUAAGAUAAAUUUCACACACUUUUAGGCUUCUAAAAGGUUGUACAAUCAGCGUGACGUGUAAGGAAAAUACUUGGAAGGCUCUGGGCAGUUGAGUCUCAAACACCUAAGCAGUAUUAGAAGUUACAGAUUUCUCAUUUGAGGGGCAUUCAGUUUCCAAGAGACUUAAUUUAAAAGGAGCAGGGUUAAACUUAGAGCAUUAUUGUUACAUCUGGAGUUAUCAAGAAUUUCAAAUUUCACUUGUAUUUCAAGAAAAGAACACAAGCAUCAGAAAUAUGAAAUAAUUCACUUUCACAAGUUUUGUGGAUGUUUAUAAAUGGUCUAUUUUUAUCUGCCAUAGAGAGUUGAUUUUUGUGUUUUUAUUUAAUGGGAGAUGAAUUUAUUAAUUUAGCAGUGCAAAUUUAAAGAAGACCCUAAGUUCUCAGCAGUGCUUUUAUAAAAACUAUCUGAUUCUUAAAAUCAGCAAAUACAAAUACAUAAAACGGUUACAUUUUCCAGAACGAGUACUGAAAUAGAAAUGUUGAUAAUACAGGAGGCAUUCUUGUAAAGCAUGAAGCUCAUGGUGGCCUCAUUUGCAAUUACAUGGAAUGGUUCCUCCAGCUUUGAGGAACACAGAAAAGGCUGUAUAUGCCCACAUUAAGGCUGUUUCUUUUGUAGAACAUCUCUUUGCAAAAAAAUGUGAGGUUUUGCUCUGAGAGCUGUGUCUCGUGGGUAAUGAACACUGUCCAGAGCUUGCUGAUAAUCACUGGGCACAAAGCCUGGGGGCUGAAUGGGCAUGGGAGCCUAAAAGAGUGCCCAGGUGGGGUUCUAAUACACAGUUUGUGCAAACUUGUGUGGCAGCGAGAGGAGAACUGUGUUACCCAUUUGUCUGUGUGUGGUCUGCAAGUGGCCUGUAGUGGUUUUAGCCUAGACUUCAUUAGCAAAUAAAGUUCCACUAAGAAAAGGAAUGUAAUUCAAAGUACAUAGGGGUCUGCAAGAAUCUUUAUUUUUAUUUAUGCUGCACUGAGGAUUAUGGGACACAAAUUUAUUUAAUGACAUUUAUAAUUACAAUAAUAAAAAAUGUAUUAGACCAAGUAGAGGGCUGGCUAGGCUACCCAUACAUGCUUUACUAUUCAUAUUGACCCAAAAAGGGAAAGAAAAUGACACAGGAAUCCAUUCCUAUGUUAUUUACCAAGUAGUGAGGUUGGGGUGAGAAGCUUCUAUAAACUAAGGCCAUUUGGAAGUAGGGUGGAAAUGAUGCUGACAAGGGGGAGGGAGGAUUAGUUUUAUAUCUCACGGUUGUGAGUUUUCAAGAACUGAUAGACUCUUACCUGAAGAGGGGGUUAGAAAGGGCUAGAUCCGUUACGUUCAUAAUAAACAAGAAUUGGUUUGAAAUAUAA